AUGGGGAUUUUGGAAAAAAUAUCUGAAAUCGAAAAAGAAAUCACUAGGACUCAAAAAAAUAAAGCUACGGAAUAUCACUUAGGCCUGUUAAAAGCUAAAUUAGCCAAAUACAGGUCUCAACUUCUUGAACCUUCCAAAAAAUCAGAAAAAGGAGAAGGGUUUGAUGUAUUAAAAUCAGGGGAUGCCAGAGUGGCAUUAAUUGGUUUUCCAUCGGUUGGUAAAAGUACACUUUUGAGUAUUUUGACUGCCACUGAAUCUGAAGCAGCCAGUUAUGAAUUCACUACUUUAACGUGUAUACCUGGAGUUAUUCAAUAUAAAGGAGCAAAUAUACAGUUAUUGGAUUUGCCUGGUAUAAUUGAAGGAGCUUCACAAGGUAAAGGACGAGGCAGACAAGUCAUUGCUGUUGCUCGAACUGCAGACCUGGUACUAAUGAUGUUAGAUGCCACAAAACAAGAUGUUCAAAGAGUUUUAUUAGAAAAAGAAUUGGAAUCAGUGGGCAUUAGACUUAAUAAGAAAAAACCCAAUAUUUAUUUUAAAAUAAAAAAAAGUGGUGGUUUAUCAUUUAAUGCUACAUGUCCUUUAACCAAAGUGGAUGAAAAAUUGGUGCAAAUGAUUCUUCAUGAAUAUAAAAUUUUUAAUGCAGAAGUUUUAUUUAGAGAAGACUGUACUGCUGAUGAAUUGAUUGAUGUUAUUUGUUCUAAUCGUGUUUAUAUACCCUGUUUAUAUUGUUAUAAUAAAAUUGAUCAAGUUUCCAUUGAAGAAGUCGACAGGAUUGCAAGGCAACCACACAGUGUCGUCGUUAGUUGCAAUAUGAAGUUAAAUUUAGAUUACUUAUUGGAGCAGUUAUGGGAAUAUUUAGCUCUUAUUAGAGUUUAUACUAAAAAACCUGGACAGCCUCCUGAUUUUGAAGAUAGUUUAAUAUUACGAAAGGGAGUGACAGUAGAACAUGUUUGCCAUGGUAUACACAGAACAUUAGCUGCAGCCUUUAAAUAUGCCUUAGUUUGGGGAACAAGCACCAAAUAUUCUCCUCAACGUGUAGGACUUCACCAUAUUAUGCAUGAUGAAGAUAUAAAAAUAUACAGACAGGACAUUGAGCAAUUUUGCAUAUUCAAUAAUAUUUUUGGGUAA
Molecule: messenger RNA, 1128 nt
Organism: Pediculus humanus corporis (human body louse)
Lineage: Eukaryota; Metazoa; Arthropoda; Insecta; Psocodea; Pediculidae
Product: Developmentally-regulated GTP-binding protein, putative
Exons: 6
Coding region: 1-1128 (375 amino acids)
Biological process (GO): cytoplasmic translation
Cellular component (GO): cytoplasm
Molecular function (GO): GTPase activity; GTP binding
Source: RefSeq, a predicted model, not a curated record